Molecule: messenger RNA, 795 nt
Organism: Guillardia theta CCMP2712
Lineage: Eukaryota; Cryptophyceae; Pyrenomonadales; Geminigeraceae
Exons: 1
Coding region: 1-795 (264 amino acids)
Source: RefSeq, a predicted model, not a curated record
AUGGUCAAUGACGAAGAUGAAAGAGACUUGUUCAGCGACAUGGGAACCUACCAUGCCAUCUGCCUCGCUAGAGCUCGGUCGAAGGACCGGAGCGAUCGGACCAUGGAGUGGAAGCACGUGCCUCGGUGCGUAGGCCUCGUGCGGCUCAGGCACGGCGCAGUGAUCCCCAAGGAGAUGCAAGUCAACGAGAUCGGCAGGGUGCAUGUCGCCCGCCCCCUCACCAAGGACUCCAUCACCGACAGGCCCUCGCAUCAGCUGAAGAUGAGGGCUCCUCCUCAACGGCCCUCUACUGCCCCCCCAGGGGCGAGGCAGACCCCCGUCGACGACCUUGCGAACCUGAUCUGCACGCUAGACCGAAGCUCGUUGCGGUCGCUGAUCGGGGUGCUUCAAACAAGGCUUGAGGGGGAGGGGGAGAGGGAUGGGGAGGGAGACUCUGGACAGAUGACGAAGCGGAGCUCCUUGCUCCAACGCGCGCCUGCUGUUGAUUCCCGGCAAGCGCUGACGGUGAAUGGCAAAGCAAAACCAUGGCAGGUAAGAAUUGCAGCGAACGGCAGCAAGUCGAACAGAUCCUCGUUGCCUUCUCAGCGUUCAGUGCAAGUUGCUGUGGGCCAUCAAGCGGAUAGUUCUCGCAGUCAUUGGAGCAACACGGAGCCUCCAGUGAGCGGCAGCCAUAGGGCGUCGGGUCGAUCAGCAGUGAACGUUGAGAGCAAUCGAAGUCGGGAUCCGAGGAAAGAAACUCUUGUCAGGUUCCUGCAGACGGUCUUCAAACCUCACAGGUAUCCGUCGAAACUCUGA